UCUGACAGAAGUAUAGAAGUCAUAUGAUUUUGCUGCAGCAUUGAAGGUGUGUUAUAAUAUUGUUACUAGUUUUCUUGUUGGAAACCCGAGAGGAGUGAUAAAAUGCCUGUGUGUGGACCUAAACUUUCCCUUUGCGGGCUCAUCAUGAGCAUUUGGGGCAUCAUCCAAUUGUCCCUUAUGGGAGUCUUCUACUAUAUCCAUUCUGUGGCUUUGGCUGAAGAUCUACCACUACCUGAGGGUGAAAUCAAGGAUCCUGCCGAAUUCUACAACGACGUGGAUGUGGCUUACACCCAGAACGCAUAUAACUGCUGGAUUGCUGCUUGCUUGUAUGUGGUAACCUUGGCCAUCUCGGGACAUCAAUUCUGGGCCAACAGCAGAUCAUCACUCAGUGUAUAAGACAAAUUAUAAAGUAUUGUUUAUAAUGUAUAGUACCUUUAAAUUUAUCAUACUGUAAAGCAUUUUACUUAUUAGAUAGAUCUUGUCAUUCCAUGUAUUAUUUAAAGAAAAAAAAAUUAAGUUACUGGCAAAAUAACAAUCAACAGUGCUCGUUUAGUUAUUUAGCAGCCAAUUUCAUUUGUAGGCAAGAAAUAAAUGCAAUAAUGUGUUAUUA
Molecule: messenger RNA, 610 nt
Organism: Nicrophorus vespilloides
Lineage: Eukaryota; Metazoa; Arthropoda; Insecta; Coleoptera; Silphidae
Product: ribonuclease kappa-B
Exons: 1
Coding region: 103-396 (97 amino acids)
Molecular function (GO): RNA endonuclease activity
Source: RefSeq, a predicted model, not a curated record